ACCACACACAAACGCGUUCCCCACAUACAUAAAAUCUUUCUCAUCGUCUAUUCCCUCUCAUAAUAAGGAACAAAGCCAGAGAGCUUCAGAGAGAUAGAGACAGAGAUAAAUAGAGAGAGAGAGAGAGAGAGAGAGAGAUUUCAAUGUUGUUCUGCUACAAGCAAUGGCUAUUACAGGUUCAGAAUCUCAGCCCCCAACAAGCAAAGCUGUUAACCCUCCGGUGGAGGUGGAGUGCGUAAAGUGCGAUUGUUGCGGGUUCACAGAGGAUUGCACCCCCGCAUACAUUCUACGGGUUCGUGAACGAUACCAUGGACGAUGGAUUUGCGGGCUGUGCGUCGAGGCAGUGAAAGACGAGGUUUUGAGAUCGGAGAGGAUCAUCUCCACUGAAGAAGCGCUUAACCGCCACACCAGUUUUUGCAAGAAAUUCAGAUCGUCGAGUGUUUCGAAUGAAGAAGCAGAGCACCCCAUCUCUGCCUUUGGACGGAUUCUCCGGCGCAGUUUGGAUUCUCCGAGAGCGGUUCGCUCAAAUUCUAGUGUUUCUCUUAGAGAUGUUGACAGGGUUCAUGGUUCUCUGGUUAGGUCGGGUAGCUGCUUCUCUUCGCUGUCUAGCUGAGUGUGAUAUUGCCAAGUUUGAAGAUACAUAUGAAACAGGGGAACUCUGUUUUGACUCUGUUUUGCUGAGACAUUUGACAUAUGAGGUUGGCUCUUUUGUAGCGCUCUAUUUUGCUUUUAGAUCAAACUGGGAUUUUUAGGGAGUGAAAUGCUUUUAUUAUAAAACUGCAAAAAAUUUAUUGCUUUGGACUUCCAAUGUAUAUACUAGGUUUAUAUGAUAAUUUGCUUUUCAUAUAAUUUAGAAAAACUAAAUCUAAUGCUGUUUUCCUUCA
Molecule: messenger RNA, 884 nt
Organism: Ziziphus jujuba (common jujube)
Lineage: Eukaryota; Viridiplantae; Streptophyta; Magnoliopsida; Rosales; Rhamnaceae
Exons: 1
Coding region: 164-613 (149 amino acids)
Source: RefSeq, a predicted model, not a curated record